Messenger RNA from Ectocarpus sp. CCAP 1310/34, 834 nucleotides. The record is from the annotation of a GenBank genome assembly. Lineage: Eukaryota; Phaeophyceae; Ectocarpales; Ectocarpaceae.
AUGUAUGCACAGCUGGCGGAGAAAGAUAGGCGGGAGGGCUCAGAGAAGGUCUACGAUGAGCGGAUGGACAUGAUCAUGGAGUUGGAUCGUCUCAAGGACCUCACGAAGAGGGACGCCGAGGAGCAGGCCAAGAAGUCCAAGCGGGUUGAGGAUCGCAAAGUCAUUACCGAACAGAUUGAGGCUAGACAGAGGGCCAAGCUUAUCCGGCUAGAGGCCAGGGAACAGGAAAACCGCGCUAUGCUGGGCGCUAUCCAACGCUACGCCGACGAAGACAAGGCAGCUGCGGAAAAAAAGGCCAUAGAGGUCCGGCAAGCUCGAGCGGCGGUCAUGGCGGCGAAUGAAGCGGCGAUCGAGAUGCGUCGCUCGGCCAGGCAGAGAGAGGUCGAGGAAGUAGAAUCCAUCCUGGCCUACCAAGCUAUGAAGGAUGAAGAAAUGCGGCUUCGUGAAGUGGAGGAGGCCGAAAAGAAGCAGAUGAUGAAGGAAAGGCAGCAAAAACUCCUCGAGGGACAGCUGAGGGACAUGGACAAGCAGGCCGAGCUCGAUGAGCUGAGGGCCAGACGCGCCGCGGAAGAAAAGGAGCGUGAGAUGAGGCACCGCGAGCGUCUGGCCGCGGAGAAACGCCGGAGGGACGUGACGCAACUUCAGGCGGAUCGAAAGCGCCAGGCAGACAUGAAGAAAGCUCAGCUAGCCAAAGAGGCGGAGCUGGAAGAGGGAGAAUACGAGGCAGCAGUCAGGGGUUUUGAAGCUGGGAGGCUCAAUCGAGACGGUGCUGGUACGAUACUUCACGCUUCCGCUGACGUCAUGAGCACACGCAUUCUUCCCAAUAACGCAUGA